Messenger RNA from Solenopsis invicta (red fire ant), 5056 nucleotides. RefSeq names its product F-box only protein 43. The record is from RefSeq and is a predicted model, not a curated record. The transcript is spliced from 2 exons. Gene Ontology annotation, biological process: regulation of mitotic nuclear division; negative regulation of meiotic nuclear division. Gene Ontology annotation, molecular function: protein binding; zinc ion binding. The coding region runs from base 1261 to 2757 and encodes 498 amino acids. NCBI's taxonomy places the organism in Eukaryota, Metazoa, Arthropoda, Insecta, Hymenoptera, Formicidae. Gene Ontology annotation, cellular component: nucleus.
AGUCUCAACAAACGCGCAGCGUUCAAUGUGUCGGUGGAGCGUUGAGGCGUGUGGGUAACGUGGAGGGAGAGAGCGCUGGCGGGCUGCCUGCGUGCGCACGUUUUUCCCCUAAAUUUCGCGCAACCCUCGAGCAUCGUUCGGCGACAAGAGUGGCGAAGGUUAGAGGGUGCGCGACGCGUUUCGAGAGAGGAUGGUUAAACUUUGUCCGUUGUUAAUCGAGUCGCGCGAGUUGGUGAAGUUAGGCGAGAAAAUCGGUGAGUCGCGGUGAAAGAGCCGACGCGGGUCUCCCGUUUACGAGGUGCACGAGUGCGGCAAGGGUGGCGGGCCCUUCUCUGCCGUUGGCGAGUGCGGCAGAGGGGUUGCGUGUUGGUAGCAUUGAGCGGGGCAGGAGGAACGGGAAACACAGCACCGGGCGGACGUUUCCCGCGCACGUGAGUACAGCGCGAAGCGAGGCGAGUGUCAACACUCGAGCGCGAGACGUCGACCGCCACCGGCCCGACGACCGGCCGCAACUUCACGGCGUAGCGCGGAUCUCGCACGCACGUCACCGGGCACGCUAUUGUUUCGGGAAAGUGUUGACGAGUUUCGCGCAACGUGACAUUCGCGAUGGGGCAUCGAGGACGCGCGUCGUCCCUCUCUCCCGCGUGGUGUAAACAGGCAGAUUCGCGAGUGGUGUGAGUGAAGUGAGAGAUCCGAAAACGGUCUGUUUUCUUUUGCGCGCGACUCGUCGUCCGUCGGUCGCAAUUCCGUCGCGUUGAGGUGCGUCGUUUCGCGCGUUCGACAUUUAACGAGGAUUCAACGGCAGCGUCUCGAGAUCGCAUCCGGUGGAUUACGUGUUUGCACACACCUGUCCCGACGGACAGAAGAAGCGUGACCAAUCGUAUCUUAUCUGCGCGAUAAACGGAAGCCGAAAGUGAAAAAGUGACUCAUUUAAGAAAGGUCACCGGAGUUUAAUAAACAACGGUGAGAAGCCAACGCUUCUGCUCUCGCCGUUAAGUCCACAUACAAAUACAAAGUGACGUUUAAAUGUUAACGCUCGGCUGAUUCCGGGAAGGUCGUUACAAGGAAAAUCUGCGCUGCGGCCUUUCGCUGUUCGAUGGCGGCGCGAGUACCGCUCGACGUGCCGCUUCCGGUGCACCAUUCGCGUGGCGUUCAACGGAAGCUGAGGUGAGUUCGCGCAUCUCGGCCAUCCGAGAGCGGCUGCAGUCUCGAAUUUCGUUUGCGCCAAACGUUGGAACGAUCAUCCAUCUCGUCGGCGCGAUGGAGGACGUCGGAGGCAGCACGCCGUGCAUCGACGGCAGCAACAUUCACGACAGCGUCGACAGCGGCUACCUGUCCAUCGUGACGCCGCAGACCAGCGGUGGCGGCGGUGGCGGCGGCGGCUGCACCCCGAAGUUAGCCGGCUACAGGACACGCUCGUCCAGCGGCGCGAUUCUCUCCGCUUACAGGAAGCACAGGCAUCGUCCGGAUCCCUUCCAAUGCGAGAGGGUGCACAAGCACCGCUCCAGGCUCAAUCAUCGGCUGAACGUCUCGGAACUCGACUACCUCGCGUCCGAGAGCAUAACCGAGCAAGAUUCGGUGUUGGAACCGUCGUCGUGCGCGCACAGCCUGGUGAGCUCGACCCCGAGCUGCGCCGUUGGCGACGAUGCCCUCGAGCAUCAGGCUGCUCUUGGGAAUAGGAGGAACUGGCGGACCACGGUGCCCGUCACCCCCGCGUCCAUCACUGACCUCCGAAUUCUCUCGCCGCCCCCGUCGCCGGUGGUACCCUCCUCGUCCUACGUGGCCUCGGUACCGAUCCAGGAGGAUGAGGAGAUGAAGCUAGUCCAUACGCCACGAGGCAAGUCGCAACGGAUCGCCACGACGCCGCCGAAGCUGAGAGUUGUGAUACCGCGGAUCGAGAUCUCGCCGGUUCGCACGAGAAACGGCAGCAGCAGCAGCAGCAGCAGUAGCAACAGUCCCACCAUAACGUCGGUGGAUAACCAAAAGUUGCGGGAACUGCGCAUCACGGACCUGGCCGCGUCCGAGAUCAAGCCGAAGAAGCUGGACUUCAGCCAACGCGGCUGCCUGUCGUCGCUGCGGAAAAGCAGGAGAGCCACUUUGGACUACACGGGAAAGGAGAAGGUUGACUUCCUGUCUCUCCUCGGAGAGGAGAGCAAUCAUUUGAAUCUGGUGUCGAAGAUUCUGUCGUUCCUCUCGCCCCAUGACCUCUGCUCGGUCUGCAUGGUGUCCACGGUGUGGCGAAGGAUCUGCAAGAGCGACAAUUGCGCCAAUAAGCGAAGAAUGAGUUUCAUCAUGCGCAGGCACACCAUCAAAGAGAACUUGUUGCUGUUGGCGAUGGCGAAGAAGGUGAAACGCGAGGAGGAUAUACAGACGAGUCCUAGGAGCAGACGCUACGUUCGGAAGGGCUACCUACUGGACGUGCAGAACUUGCUGCAAAUACCAGCUCAGCCAAAUAGUCCGCCCGUAUCACCGAGCAAAAUCAAAUUUCAUUCCUUCGUCAAGGCUAGUCGUACGCUCGCAAAUGGCGAGUACCUGUUAGCGUGUCCGAGGUGCAGCUUUCCUUGCCACGUGAAUAGUGAGAAGAACGUGGGUGCCUGUUCGAGGCAGGGCUGCUCCAUCGAGUUCUGCAUCUCGUGCUCGUCAAAGCCGCAUGCGGGCCCGUGCAAGACAUCCUUACUGGCCACUCCGACAAAGCGCAACAACAAACGACUGAUUGCAGGAUCAAGGCAAAGCAAACGGAAUCUACGACGAUUAUAAAUCAAUUCCUUUUUCUUCAGUCGAUUCGCGAUCGUUUGCGAGGAGAGAAGAACUAGUCUAGUUACGGAGUCGCGUUGAAUCUAUCGAGAGAAGGCACGUGUAUUGUAGAGAAAAUAUGUACUGUAGAGAAUAUUAAUUUAUCUAUCGUAUCAGUUUUAUAUUCAUUUUAAUCACAAGAGUCAAAAGCGAUUUUAGUCUAGUUUGAAGGAUAAAUUAAUUAUUCUAGUGAUUAAUUUUUUCAAUUUAUGGCAUUGGAGUAAAACUGAUGCGACAGCGACGACUUGUUGCGUGUCCGAGUAAAACUUUUUAUACAUAAUCAUGUACGAAAUUUGUCUAUAUGUCUGUAACCAUAUCUGAUUUUAUAUUGAUUGUUAUAUAAUCAUACGUAAAUAUGUAUGAUCAUGCUUACUCUGUUAUGUGUAUAUGUAUUUUUGAGAAACACGCUUACUGUAAUAGGAUUUGAGCUGCUAAGCAUGUAUGUGCAUUAAAUACAAAGUAUAAUCAUAUAUUAUUAUUGCGUAUAUAAUUGUAUAAUUGCACAACAUAAUCAGGUAGGAUAUGAUCAUAUAAAGACAAAUUUCGUAUAUAUAUUUAAUAUAUAAUAACUAGUAUACGUAGUCAUAUGUCGUGUAUGAAAAUUUUUACUCGAGUGUCGAGAUGAAUUCGGUUGUAUAUUGUAGCAGUAUGACAUCUUCAUAGUUCGAGAUCUUAUACCAUGCAUCUAUAUAGCUAAUAUCUCUAUAGCUAUAUAGCUAAGUGCCUUUAGGGGUGUUUUCGUACAGCAUAUUAGCUUAUGAGGUGGCAUAAGCAUAUUUAACCGCCGUAAAUGCCGCUCGUGAAUGAUUUUUAAACGCCGUAAAAUUCACGAACGCCCCGAUCCGUCGACACCACGAAAGGAACUGAUGUCGUCGAAGUACAGUUUAAAUCUCCCGAACGACGUUGGCGGAUGCGCAACCGAAUCUUUCUCUAGUCCUCCUCCUCGACGAUCUUCGGAGCAAAUUCCGCCCUGAGCGAUGUAGCUGAGUGGAGAACGAGAGAAAGAUAGAAGGGGGCGAUAGAACGAGAGGCUAGCGAUCAGAGGGAGAGUACCCUCGACGGGACACAGAGAGAAAAGAAGAGAAUGCGAAUGCGGGAGGGAAGAGAGAAAUGAGUAGCCAUAAAGGCAACGGUCGUAAAACCACGUAAGGUACCGGCGAAACACUUUGCGGCGCCCGGAUAUUCCGCUUUUUACCGGGUGCUUUUGGCCCCUUAAUGAAGACGGGGAGAUAGUCGGUCGAGGGCCCACGCGCGUUUCUUGCGGUCUGGGCCCGUCCGCAGAAACUGCUUUCUUCCUCCCUCUUUGUUUCUCUCACGGAAAUCGUAAAACACGAUAACUGCCGAGACGGUCGCGAACUCUGAUGUCUCGUCGAAAUGUGAACAAGACGAAUUCGUCUAACAGCUCGGUCGGACUUAACAUUCUCAUGUGUAAAAGUUAGAAACGUAGGGAGUUUCUAUUUCUUUUCUGCAGACGUUUUUUUGUUUCCCUUUCAAUCCUGCUCAACGGAAUACGAGUAAUUUAAUUAAUCUUUACUUUUACAAAAUACGUAAUAUCGAAUUCGCGAAAGAAAGGGUGAAAAUGGGACAUGAUAAAGUUUUAAAACUCCAAUGUUUUGUCGUAUAUAAUAUUUAUAGUAAAUGAACGAUUAAGAUAAAAAAUCAAUCAUGUUUCAAAUCAAAUAUGUAUUUUCUGAAGUCCCAAAUUUACAGUUAUAUUAGUCUCAUGCACCAUCCUCUCUUUUGUAUGUCGAUAUCGUUAAAAUUAUAUUUCACAAGAAUACACGUCCUUUUCUCUCUCCGACGCGAAUACCGUAUUCUCGCUUAAUAAGUAUUGUCAAAAUUGUAUGGAAAUAAAUGUAUGCGAGCGUGCGAGAAGUAAUCAGGAUCAGAAUAGGAAACAAGAACAGAAAAAAUGGAUAGUUACACAUAAAUUACAAAAAAAUUAUUACAUCACAAUAUAAGUCAGCUGUUAAUAAUUCCGUUUUAUCUGUUGUAUUAAUGAGAAAAAUAAGAUUUUAUGCAAGAGCGAGGAAUUUAAUUUCAAGUCUUGUUUUAGGGAACAACAUAUAUUAUUUGUUCCGCACUUCUUGAUGUUAGAAGCUGCAAAACCGGAAUGUUCGACACUUGUGCCAUGAUUAAGUUCAUGCCAUAAUAAUUGCCAUAUUUUAAAAACUGACAUAAUUACGAGAGAAAAAGAAACGAAUACAUGUUUCGCUAAUUUUCAUCUUCAAGUAAAAUCCUGAAUGGGGUGCCAUAUUAUAUU